Drosophila virilis is the source of this 842-nucleotide messenger RNA. RefSeq names its product lipopolysaccharide-induced tumor necrosis factor-alpha factor homolog. NCBI's taxonomy places the organism in Eukaryota, Metazoa, Arthropoda, Insecta, Diptera, Drosophilidae. The record is from RefSeq and is a predicted model, not a curated record. Gene Ontology annotation, molecular function: zinc ion binding.
UAAGGUAAACAAAUAAGCGCACAAUCGGCGUGAAGCUUUCGACAAAUUGGGCGCAAGAAGCAGAGACAGCAGAAACCUACCACAUUUGAUAAGAACCGAUUGGGUGCGUCGCAGGUUCUUGUUUUUUUUUUGUUUUUCAUGGCUAGCAUUGACAGCGCCGACAGAGAAUUUGUCAUACGUCGGUCAUACUCCAAUUAUGGAAAGUGUCUAUCCCAAAGAGCCGCUGGAGGUGCCUAAGGAGGUGCACGAGCAGCCGGAGCAGGAGCAGCUGUUGGCUCCACCAGCGCCGCCCAGCUAUGAUCAGGCAACGGCCACGACCACGCCCACGCCUGCCCAGACAACCGGACCCGGAACCGUACCGGCAACAACAGGGACAAGCACUCAGCACACGGUGAUCGUGGUGCCCAGCUCGCCAUAUGGCCCGGAUCCACAGGAUGUCCAGUGCCCGUUCUGUCACAAUUACACGCGCACCCGCGUCUCCUACAGGCCCAACUCGCGCACCCACCUAAUUGCGCUGGUGCUGUGCUUGCUGCAACUCUACUGCUGCGUGUGCCUGCCCUACUGCAUUUCCAGCUGCAUGAACACCAAUCACUACUGCGGCAUGUGCGAUCACUACCUGGGCACCUAUUUGCGCAAGUGACGCUCCCAAUCCCCCCACCCCUCCCCCGCACAGACGGAUGUGGAACUCCAAAAUGAACGUUUAUCUGCAGCAGCAGCAGCUUUUGCUAAAAAUACAAAAUUAUACCUGAGAUACACAUACAUAUAUGCAUAUAGCUACCUGUAUUUAAAGAGCAGGCAUUUGUGUACCUUAGAUAAAUUGUUCAAAUACAUUAGUAUCUAAA